Elgaria multicarinata webbii is the source of this 3393-nucleotide messenger RNA. Its product is annotated as apolipoprotein L2-like. The transcript is spliced from 5 exons. Gene Ontology annotation, biological process: lipoprotein metabolic process; lipid transport. Gene Ontology annotation, molecular function: lipid binding. The record is from RefSeq and is a predicted model, not a curated record. Gene Ontology annotation, cellular component: membrane; extracellular region. The coding region runs from base 269 to 1306 and encodes 345 amino acids. Lineage: Eukaryota; Metazoa; Chordata; Lepidosauria; Squamata; Anguidae.
UUCAGUUUAGUGGAAGUCAUCCAGGCAAGUCAGAAAGGUCAUCAUACAGGGCGACCCAAGCUGUUUCCGUGCCAAAACCAGGCCUGAAGCCCGACUGAAAUGGAUCCAGAUAAUCAGUCUCAUCCAAGAGUGUCUGGAGCUGGCCCACAACCACCCGCUCAAGGACCUUGCCCAGGAAUGGAACAUUUGCUACUGGCCUGCAGACUUGAAUUAUUCAAGCUGAGAAGAGGGUUUUUAAGCAUUUAGAAGCCCCAAGAGACCAGCUGGAAUGGCCUCUGAAGAAUAUGAGGACUGUUUUGAGUAUGACGACUCCUUGGGAAUCCCUGAGUUUCUACUGGACAAACUAUAUGAUGAAAGCCUCCUUGAUGAAGAUGGAGAUUAUGACAUGGAAAUGUUGCAGAAUGUGACUGAAACUGAGAGCGAGGAAGGAAAUAGCCCUUGGGAAGAAAUGGCCAGUGAAUAUUUUGCCUGCUUUCUAAAAGAAUUUCCUGCCCAGAAAGAAGAGAUUGAAAAGUGCAUCCGGUGCCUUCGGGAAAUGGCCAAUAACAUAGACGAGACCCAUAAGAACUGUACCAUCGCCAGCAUUGCUGCCAACUCCACAAGCGCCUCUUCCGGCCUCUUGACCAUCCUGGGACUCACCUUGGCUCCUGUCACAGCAGGCGGGAGUUUAAUCCUCACAGCCACCGGGAUUGGAUUAGGGGCAGCGGCAACAGUGACCGGCCUUUCCGCUUCUUUAUAUGAAAGUGUGAAUAAUUCAAAGGAAAGGAAAAAAGCACAAGAGCUGAUGAAUGAAUGCGAGAAAAGCUUGAGAAAGGCGAUGUGUCCGGAUGAAAUAGACUUCGUCUCCGAAUCAGCUCCAAACAACGGGGCUAUGGGCGAAAACGUCAAACAUCUUGUUUCCAACGUUGCUUGUCAAGUUCCCGAUAUGUACAAGGCUGUAAAGGGGAUAAAAACGAACGUCAAGGCACUGAAGAUUGCUCGUGCGAAUCCCGGCUUGAAGGCGUUAGCAAAGCGCGCCACUGCUGCGGGAAGCACAUCCCGAGGACUCAGGGGGGUGAAACAUGUGAAAAAGGCCUUUGCAGGGACCACCCUUGCGAUGAGCAAAGGAGCCAGGCUGCUGAGUGCCACGUCGGCCGGGCUGUUUCUCCUGUUCGAUGCCUAUGGCAUUGUUCAAGAUGCUAAACAUCUGGCAGAGGGAGCCAAGGCUGAAACAGCUAUGGAGAUCAGGGAAAAGGCUAGCAAACUGGAAGAGAAAGUGCAGACUCUCAACAGGCUCUACAAGGAACUAAAUAAAAAGUUGGCAUGAGUAAAGGUGACCAAAGAACCACCCUGUCUAUGCAUGUAAUUAGUAACUCUCUUAUCAUUGCUGUAUGCUCAUGGUAAACAUGAAGGGUGUGGGUGUCCGUCAAUUUCCUGAGAUGUCUGUGUAUUUUCUUAUGCGCAUACAGGACGUGCAUACGGGAUGCUGAGAAGCCACAGCCAAUUGCCUCGUCCCCACAGCAUAUAUGGCCAAUAAAAGUUACAUUUAAAAUACACUGUUAAAAACAAUUUCCACUACAAUAACAAUACAAUACAAAGAAAUACAAGAAACAGGAAAGUGGAAUUGUAUAUGAUUAAUUGAACUUAAUUACAAGUCAGAGAAAACUUGAAUGAGCAAGUGCAUUUUCAGGAGGUGUUUAAAACAUGCCACCUUUUAUGCCUCCUGAACUGCAUGGGGGAGGGUGUUCCAGAGGGUGGGAGCCACCACCGAGAAGGCUCCGAGGCGGAAAUAUAUAAUAUGGAAACAGGCCUGACAUCCCCAGUUAGGCCCGUAGCUUCAACAUUGGUAUAUAGCAAGUCUUGCUAUAGAGAAUCCUGCACCACCAAUAGUUUCCAAAAGUAGGCAAAAGCUAGAAAAGCAUUUCUGCCAUGUCUCAGCUGAGCAUUGGUCUGCAGCCCAUGUUACAUUGCACCAGUCCAGGCACAGCUCAAGACUGAUGGAACAUUCCCAGAUAAGAUGAUUUUGCUUCAUUGACAAAGCAGUUGAUCAUCUUGAUGUUUGGGCUUUGUUUCUUAGGUCACCAACGCCUGUGCCAGAUCUACACCAAGCAGGAUAUAACACUUUGAAAGAGUUUUGAAAACGGUAUAUGGAAUAUGUCCUGGGCCCCAAUGCAGUUAUAAACUGUUAUAAAGUAGUAGUGUAGAUCCUGCCUUGGCUUGAAUGGCACUCCAAUUUCCUAAAGUGAGAAAUACCAAGGAGACUCUUGGUACAUCUGGCCCCUCUGCCCUGGGGAUGAGGUGGUCUCAGGCCUGUACCCAGGCCAUGUUAAACAAGGGUAGAGCGGAGAGUGGGAUUUUGUCUACUCGCAUCCACUGGCCCCUCUCCCUAUGCACAUGCCAUUCAUUUCAUUUAUUACAUUUCUUUACUGCCCAAUAGCCAAAGCUCUGAGGGGGAUGUACAAAAUUUUAAAAACCUAAAAAUACAGUAUUGUGCAUAACAUAAAAAUAGUUUAGCUACACACACACAUAAACAGAGUGGACAUACAUACACACACUCACAGCCAUACAAUAUGUCAUGACCUGAUUAAGAACCUAUUAUAUGCUGCCUGGGAGUAGCUCUUGACCUGAGGGCUGCCUUGAUGGUCCCACAUUCCCCCUAAACCACAAGGGAGAAGGCACUGGACACUUAGGAGGUUCUGUAAUAUUUGGUUUAUUUAUGAAUAUACCUAAGAACACAAGAACAUGCCUUAUAGUAAGAACAUAAGAAGAGCCACGCUAGAUCAGACCAAGGGCAUGGCUAGAAGAAGCGAUAUCCCGGUGAUUGCCCCGGGAUCAUCCCUGUGCAUCCACAUGACGCACAGGGCAUCCCGGGAGCAGGGAGGGACAAUCCUUCCCUUGGCCCGGGAUAUCACCCUGCAGUUCAGCCCUGAUUUUUCAGCAGUCGGGAUGAUCCCAAGACCAUGGAAUGUCUGGCCCGCCAUCACAGUUUUGUCCCGGCUUCUCGGGAGUAACUGCGAGAAGCCGGGACCUGGGUACAGAGCUCCUCAGGAACUCUGUGUCCAUUGGGGAUGGGGUGGGGGUAGCAGGAGGGUUUUUUUUAAAAAAAAUAAUCACCUUAUAUUUCUUCUUUGGGCAUCUAUCACAGCCAACACUGAAUGGGGGUGUACACAGUCAUUACUUGCCUCAAAGUGUGCUGCUACUGUGUGCAGGCAAGCUGGCUAUCCUUGGCUGGUUGACAGGGCCGGGCAAAGCUGGUAAUAGGCCCAGGCCAGAUUGGAAAUUUAGGGCCCAUUUCAAACUGCUCAUUAAGACAGUGAUACAGUCACCAAUAUAUCCACCCCUUUCUUCUGUCUCAUUGUCUUAACCACAAGGGGUCUGGAUAAGUUUUUCUUGCUUAUUGAUGUAUUUUUGUAG